AAGAAAAUUAUUUUCGAUUAUUUAAACUCGAAUUGAACUGACUCGAUUACAAUUUCACACAAGUACUCGCACAUUGUCGUGCGACUAUCUAUGAUAAAUGUAUAAUCGGAGACGCGGUGCUGUCAGUCGCCAUCUUGAUUAAAUCGAAUCCUUGUGUCUCGGUUCCGUCGUGUUUUGCGCGACUGUGCGCAGCGUUGUCACGACAGGCAGGGUAGCCCGUCGACGGUGGUCAGCGCAGCACCGGGAGGCGCAGAGCUUGCCAGCGGCGGCGACGGUUGCCGGUACAUAAGCAACCGGCGGUGUGGCGCGACACGACGGCGACAACGGCAACAGCAGUAGUAACAGCAGCUGAGAAGCAGCGUGAAGGUGGGCGGCGAUACGACGCGUCAAACGUUCCUUUCCUGAUCCUGAUUCCGGCUUUUAGCUCCCGUUUCGAUCCCGGUUCUGCUGCUCGCUUCUACUCAACGAGAUUUCCCCAAGCAACGUGGCUGCGAGCGCCGUGAACACAGCACAGCACAAAGCACGAAAUUCGCGAGCCGAGAGUGAGUAAAACGCGUGAGAAAAGGGGAACAUUUUGCGGGGUAAUCGGGGUGAUCGUUUGGCCGACGAAAAGAUGAGCUGUCAACGUAAUGCCGGCAAGAUCACGGUGCCGGAUGAUUUGCGCGACGUCCUAUUGGAAUUUACGAUCAGCUACCUGCUGGAGCAGCCCGGCGACAUCAUCGACUAUGCUGUAGACUUCUUCACGCGACUACGUGACGCACGGCGGACGCAGUUGAUUCAGGCGGACGGACAGACCUGCUCAUCCACACCGGACGAAUCCGUUGAUGAAGAGCCACCAGUCGGCCGAUUCGCUUCCAGAAGGAAGAGCGUUUUCGCGGAGACUUACAAUCCCGAAGAUGACGAAGAAGAUGACGGUUUCAAGAUGGUCCAUCCAAAGAGCGACGAGCAGCGACAAAGGCUCAGCGAGAGCGUCAAGAACAUACUUCUGUUUCGCGCUCUAGACGAGGAACAAAUGGCGGAUGUAUUGGACGCGAUGUUCGAAAAAAUUGUUCAACCGGGAGAAUUUAUUAUCCGACAGGGCGACGAUGGUGACAACUUUUAUGUGAUCGAGAGAGGAAAAUUUGAAGUUUACGUUAAAGAUUCCGUCACAGGAGCGGACAAUCAUAUUCAUACUUAUGAUAAUCGCGGCGCUUUUGGAGAACUCGCCCUUCUGUACAAUAUGCCCAGGGCAGCCACGGUCAAAGCAAUCACUCCCGGCACACUCUGGGCCAUGGAUAGGCAAACCUUCCGACGUAUUCUUCUGAAAUCUGCGUACAAAAAGCGUAAAAUGUACGAGAAUCUUAUUAAUAAAGUGCCGAUGUUGAAGUCUCUCGAAUCUUACGAACGCAUGAAUUUAGCGGAUGCCCUUGUACCGAAACAGUAUUCCGACGGUGAGCAGAUAAUUAGGCAGGGCGACACCGCGGACGGAAUGUAUUUCGUCGAGGACGGCAUCGUCAGGAUCACUAUACUCGGCGAGCACGGCCGUGAAAUCGAGAUUAAUCGUGUUCCGGCUGGCGGUUAUUUAGGCGAAUUGGCACUCGUGACGCAUAAACCACGCGCCGCUUCGGCCUACGCUGUGGGGGACAUCAAACUGGCAUUUUUGGACGUUGAAGCUUUCGAGCGUUUACUCGGCCCGUGUAUGGAACUUAUGAAACGUAAUAUCGACGAUUACGAAGAUCAGCUAGUCAAAAUUUUCGGCAGCAAAACCAACAUCUCCGACAUCCGAUGAACUGUCUGUGGCACAGCCACGUCGCCAUCCUACUGUACUAAAGAACGCGAUGCUUUCGUACAGUAUAUAAUGUAUAAUGAGCACAAAAGAACUUGUACCACCUAUUUCUGAAUCUCAUCACGCGUUUUUCGAGCAUCAUCUCGGAGUCAACAACUCUUUCGUAUGACUGUUCACUUAGACGUAUACCAAUUAAGAUUCGUCGAUAAUAGUUACCAAGUUUAUACCUAUGAUACACAUUGAACAAAACUAUAGGCUGCUUGAUUACAUAACAGCGAUUACACACGUUAUUAAUAACUAUUCUCUAAGACUGUACUAGAUCAAAAAGAGAAUAUCAAUACAUUCUGUUAAACGCUUGAUCGUUUGUAAGAUAAAUAUCUCAAUUUAUUAACGUUGGAGUAUGUUCUUUUGAGAUCUAGGACAGCAUUGUUAGCGUCAAACUUAUUCCACAUAAUUUAUGUCGAUGCAUUUGACAUAUAUAUACACACAAUUUGUUUAUAUUAUUGUGCAUUAUUUACCUUCUAAACAAAUUAUCGAUGGUUAUGUUUUUAAGACAUUGCAGGAAUCUAGAAUAUUCGAAAUCGAAUGCUCUUCUUACUUGUUCUUUUCUUCUGGCGAAAGACAGAUUACAAGGAGGAAUAUAUUAAUGAUUGUACAUUGCGACAUUAAAUAUUCUCAAGUUACGCGAUAUCUAUAUAUGCAUAUCACUUUUUCAAAGAUAAUGAAAGUAACAUUGCCAUUGUUAAAACAGAGAGAGAGAGAGAAAGAGAGCUAUACAAUAAUCUUUGAUACAUUUCUUAAACAAUGUAUCUUGUUAAAGUCAAGUCGGACAAUCAAUAUCUUGCCAAUAAUUUCAGACUUCAUUAGUUUCACUAGUUUCAGACAUUUCCCACAUUUCACGAGUGAGUACGCACAUAUAUAAAUACAUGUACACAAACAUACAUUAUAUGCAAAUGCAUAUAUUGUAAAAUUAUUUUUACGCACACUUGCGUCAUUUAUAUUUAAUUUAUAAUAUUAACCUUUAUCAUUUUCUUAUUUUAAAUUUGAAUUUUGAAUUAUAUUUUGCUAUAUGUGCACAUUAAUAUAAUAUACCUUUAAUACUGAAGAAGUUAAAGGUUAUUUCAGUAUAUAUCUUUUUAUAUACGUAAUUAUUUAUGAUUCAUAAGUAAAAAAAGUUAAAUUAUAAUUCUGGCUCUAAUUAUUAUUCAAAUGGUCGAAACGUUUGUGUAGAUACAAUAUUAUUAAUAAAUGGAAAAGGAGCAAUUGCCAUCCAACUCGGCUUGUAAUAGCUUUUAUUUUAUAGUAUUUAUGUUUAAAUUAGCGCACAAAUAUCAAAUUAAUAGUUUUCUACUCUAGAACAUACCAAGUAUUUUUCCACUUGCAAUUUAAUUCUAAAAUAUGAAAAAGAGAUUUAUACUUCAAAAAAUUGUCUGACUUUUAUUGUAAUUUUUAUUUAAAAACUUAAAAUAUUACAGUGGCAUAUUAAACUAAAACAAAAUCAGUAAAAAGGGUCGACUGAUUUAUAUCUAUCUCUAUUAGUAGAUAAACGCCAGAUUUGUACAAACGCAUUCUAUUUCGAAUAUAGAGGAUCCUCACAAAAUACAUAGAAAGUCCAAGACUAGGAGCCUUAUGAUUGACCUAAAUGCGCGGGUAUACUAACACAUAGUAUAUAUAUGUUACAAAGUAAAUAUAUAACAUUGUACGUACACAUAUAUAUGUACAAAGUAAUAGGAAAGAUACAUUUGCAAUAUGCGCAUGUAAACGCGAUGAGGAAGAGAGGAAAAUGUUUUAAUUGCUUUGUACUUAUAUGCAUAAAUAUUCAUGUAAUCAUUUAUCAUCCGAUAAGGAUUACGUAAAUUUUAACGUAUAAAGAUAAUAGCCGCGUGUUUAGGCCAGCGUUCAAUUCAAGUGUGUCUUGCUGAUAAAUCAUGGUAACUCAAGAAUCGAUUACGAGAAUCUGUUAAUUUAUUUUUAUUAUCGUAGUAUACGAUACACAUUAUACAUACAUGAUAUACGUCUAUAUCAUCGAGAUAAGAGACCAAUUGAAAACCGAUUCAAUUGCUGUACGAAAAAGUGCGAAUGCUAGUCACUUUUUAUGAUCGUGCUAUUUUGUCAUACCUUCUUCUGACAAAUAUGCUCGGUCUAAGAGAAAAAAAGAAGAUACUUUUUAUCGCGGUAAAUCGUAUAUUUAUUACGUAAUUGAAACUUGACAUACAUAUGAAACGAUAGAGCUUUUUAAAUAAUAUCACAAUCGUGCGAGAGAGAAAGGGAAGACGGAAAUGAAAGUGGUAUACAUAGAGAAAAAGAGAGAGAGAGAGAAGUUAGGAUAGGAAUUGUUAAUAACAAUUGCGUUAUCAAUUGCACUUGUUUCGCUAAUUUUUUGCAUUGUCUUGAUACUUCCUUUUUUUUCCCCCUACUUGUUUUCUCAACAUUUUAAAAUCAAAUUUUGCGAUAUUACUUGAGCAAACAGAUUAAUUAAAUUUCUGAGCCAGAUUUCUACAAUCUCGGAAAAAUUUUAUUUCAAAAUGUUGAAAUUUGAAAUAGUUUCUUUUCGACGCAACAUCAGCAUCUUUAGUCUUCCACUGUAUAUCUCCAGACUGUGAUAUUAUUUUCGAUUGAGUGUUCCAUUCCUUUCUUACAGUUCCGUACAAGAGAAAUGAAAGAAUAUUGUAAUUAUUAUCAGAUUCGUAAGAUAUCAAAAUGGUGGAUUUAUUUCAAAUAUCUCAAUCAACGUAUCCUAUAUAUGUAAGUACGAUAGAAAUUUUAAUGGAUUAACAAAAGUGAUUUGAUCUUUGUUGGACAUAAAAAAAACUCUACACGUAUCGUAAAAAAAAGAAGAAAAAACUGAUUUGCACACUAAGUAAACUUGAUACGCAUAAGUACUUACUUGUGUUAGGUUACAUUUAAUGAAUUGAAUGUAAAACAUUGAAGUUAGAAUUUGCCCAGUUCGCAUUGCUGUAUGUAUCUACAAUGUGAUUCGUCUUACAUGUUGUGUGUUGCUCUUCGCGUAUGCGUCGUGUAUAUGUUUGCGCGUAUGUAUGUAAAUGUGUGAGUGUGAGUGUUAUGUAUGUAUCUGUGACGAUCGAGCCAGUAAUUUGUUAAUUUAUGUUGCUAUUAUCGAUAGUUUACACUCUCCAAUAGUUGUAUAAUUCGUGUUAUUAUUAUUAUUAAAGGUAAUGCAAUACACCGAAAUGUGUCGUGUGGAUAAAUAUAUUAUAACAGUAGUAUGCCUUACUGUGCCACUGGAUCUUCGCCUUUCUACUUCCGAAAGGAAACAGAUCUAUAAAAAAUCGAAAAUAAAGAUUUCGUUGUAUAUUCGCGAUUGCUGCUGAAUAAAAUGAUUAGGCAUCUCUAUUAUACUUUCACAUAUAACUAAGUCAUUAGCGUUAGCGAAUAAAAAUUCUGCUUUUUUAAAUUAAAAAUUACAAUAUUAGUUUAAUUUAUUGGAACAUUACUCUUUAAAAUUGUUAUUUCUAUUUCUUAUAUAAUACUAUGUGAUAUACAUGUGAGAAUAAAUUUUUAUUUUAAAUUGUUGUUUUAUUUUAACUUGUAUUAGGAGUAACAGUAAACUUUCAAGAAGUUUCACGAUGUUGUAUCAUUAUAUCCAGCAGUAUAUGUAUUUAUGUGUUACGAUAAACAGGAUUUGAUUCUCUUUUUUUCUCUCUUACAAAUUUUGCAAGCAAUUGAGCCAGCGUAUUCGUAAUUGAACAUUAUGAAUUUUAGAAAAUUGUGGGCAUCUGGAAAAAUGUUUAAAUAAUUUAAUAUGAUGAAACUUGAAA
Messenger RNA from Linepithema humile (Argentine ant), 5544 nucleotides. It is a transcript of the gene Pka-R2, whose product is annotated as cAMP-dependent protein kinase type II regulatory subunit. The record is from RefSeq and is a predicted model, not a curated record. Gene Ontology annotation, cellular component: cAMP-dependent protein kinase complex. Gene Ontology annotation, molecular function: protein kinase A catalytic subunit binding; cAMP-dependent protein kinase inhibitor activity; cAMP binding. Gene Ontology annotation, biological process: negative regulation of cAMP-dependent protein kinase activity. NCBI's taxonomy places the organism in Eukaryota, Metazoa, Arthropoda, Insecta, Hymenoptera, Formicidae.